CGGCGGCGGCGGCGGCGGCGCGGCCGCGGCCGGAGGCGGCGAUGCGGGCGCCCAGCUGAAGUUGCGGCGCUGUCGCUGCUCUCCGCCCGGGGCCGCCGGGCCAUGGCCGUCCGCGGCGGCGGCGGCGGCGGCGGCACCGCCCUGACGCCUUUCUCCAUCCAGGCCAUCCUCAACAAGAAGGAGGAGCGCGCCCGCGGCUGGCGGCUGUGCGCUGCCCGCGCCGAGGCCCCGCCGCCGCCCGCCCCGCGCCCGCCGCCCGCCUGGGACUCGGACUCGGCGCUGAGCGAGGAGCCCGAGAGCGAGCGGCGCUCCGAGGAGGAGAGCGCCGGGGGCAGCGCCCGCCCCCCCGAGGCGGCGGGCAGGGCGGCCGGCGGCGGAGGCGCGGCCCUCGGAGGCGGCGGCGGACGGGACCGGGACCGGGACGGAGCGCGCAGCGACAGCGAAGCGUCGGCCGCCGCCUCAGGUCGCGGCCUGGCCGAGGAGGAGGAGGCGGCGGGCGGGAGGCUGCUGGCGGCCGAGGAGGAGGCGGCGGCGCCGAAGCCGCGCAAGAAGCGCUCCCGCGCCGCCUUCUCCCACGCGCAGGUGUUCGAGCUGGAGCGGCGCUUCAACCACCAGCGCUACCUGUCGGGGCCCGAGCGCGCCGACCUGGCCGCCUCCCUCAAGCUGACCGAGACGCAGGUGAAGAUCUGGUUCCAGAACCGCCGCUACAAAACCAAGCGGCGGCAGAUGGCAGCCGACCUGCUGGCCGCCGCCCCCGCCGCCAAGAAGGUGGCCGUCAAGGUGCUGGUGCGCGACGACCAGAGACAGUACCAGCCCGGCGAGGUGCUGCGGCCGCCCUCGCUGCUCGCCCUGCAGCCCUCCUACUACUACCCCUACUACUGCCUGCCCGGCUGGGCCCUGUCCUGCGCCGCGGCCGCCGGCACGCAGUGAGCGCCCCGACGGCACCGCCCCGACGGCAGCGCCGCGGCGCCCCGGACAGUAUUUAUUGCUAUUUUAUUGUUAUUUUUAUUAUUAAUAUUAUUCGGACGGUCGCUCGGCCUCUCCCUAUCCGCCCCGGCGGCCGAGGACUCGCGGCCGGGCACCGCCUCUCCACGGGAUCCACGCUGCGGUGCGGCGGCCGCGGACCGUCUGUUGGUUUGUCUGCUCCGUCCCGCGUCGGAUCGGCGGAGACUGACGUGGGAGACGCAAAGAGAGAGGGGGGAAAGAAAACACCCAAAGCGCCGCGGAACCGAGCGCAGCUCCGAGGAGACGAGAACGGAUCCCGGGGGGCUCUGAGAGCGCCGUGAGCGGGGCUGAAUGUACGGAGCCUCUCCCACCCCCGGCCGUGUCAGCCCACUGCGAAGGAUAACCGUGUCCCGUAGGGUGAGACCCGCCCCAGCGCUCCAGGCUUCUUCUUCUUCUUCUUCUGUUUUAUUUCCUGAGAUCUUUCCGUGUUCGGGGAGGGAGGAUUCUGGAUUUUUCGCACUUUCCGGUUGUAUUAAAGUUGUUGUUGUUGUUAUUUUUAUAUUCAAUGUGAAUAUUUCUAGGCAGGCUUUAAAAAAAAACAGAAAAGAAAACUCGAUGUAACGGGAAAUGUUAAUGCCAUCAGUGCCUUUUGUGCAGUCGUUCUGCAGCCCUCCUCACAAGUGUAAUUACGGUCUCUUUCCCUCGAGGUAACCCAUCGCUUUGUUUCUUUCUUUCUUUCUUUUUCUCCCUUUAAUGGCACUGUGCACUCAACGACGCUAUCGACUCCAAAUGGAUUGUGAAUGUGUGUAAGCAGCCCGCUGUACUUUUUUUUUUUUUUUUUUUUUUUUAAUUUAUAAACGUUACGUUCCCA
Molecule: messenger RNA, 1816 nt
Organism: Gallus gallus (chicken)
Lineage: Eukaryota; Metazoa; Chordata; Aves; Galliformes; Phasianidae
Gene: NKX3-2
Product: NK3 homeobox 2
Biological process (GO): cell differentiation; regulation of transcription by RNA polymerase II
Cellular component (GO): nucleus
Molecular function (GO): RNA polymerase II cis-regulatory region sequence-specific DNA binding; DNA-binding transcription factor activity, RNA polymerase II-specific
Source: RefSeq, marked provisional